Acanthosepion pharaonis is the source of this 609-nucleotide messenger RNA. The record is from the annotation of a GenBank genome assembly. Lineage: Eukaryota; Metazoa; Mollusca; Cephalopoda; Sepiida; Sepiidae.
AUGUAUGUCUGUUUGUCUAUCUAUCUAUCUAUCUAUCUAUCUAUCGAUCUAAAAUCCAUAUAUUCUUUUUCGUUUCUUUCUCUCAACUUCUCUCUCCACUCAAUUUCUCUUCCUUUCUUUCUUUUCCUCUCUCUCUCUCACUCUCUCUCCCUUUCUUUCUUUCCCUCUCUCUCACUAUAUCUUUCUCUCUCAUUCUUUCUUUCUUUUUCUUUCAUUCCUUUCUUUCUCUCAGAAUUCAUUCUCUCCCUUUUUGUUUUUUCCUCCCCAGUCAUUCUUUCUUUCUCUUUCCUUAUUGUAUCUCCAUCUCUCUCUUUCUCUCUUCUUUCUCUCUCUUCUCUCUCCGUUCAUCUCCUUUUUUUUCCUCCUUUUUCAUUCCUCAUCCGAAAAAUAUUUUCUUCUAACUAUGGUCUCUUUAUUAUUGGAAUCUAUCUAUCUAUCUAUCUUCUAUCUAUCUAUCAUAAAGGUCUAAAUAAAAAAUUAAAUUAUACAACGUUAAUAAAUCCUUAUCUUUCUAUCCCGGUCUAUUCAUAUCUAUCUAUCUAUCUAUCUAUCUAUCUAUCUAUCUUCAUGUCUGUCUUUCUACAUAUUCAUCUAUCCCACUCUGUCUGA